GUGAAUUGUAUUUUUCAUGUUGUAUUAGUAAACAAAGUUAGAUUGCUUGAGUUGGUAAAUGAUCAUUUACUUAUAAUUUUAAAGCUAUUGUACUACUGGGGGUAUGGCAUGGGCAGAGUGGCCAAUUGAUCUUUUAGCAUCCUAUUUUGAAAUUUGGAAGAUUAAUUUAUAUCAGGAGAAACUUCCGUUGCUGAACUUUAAAAUCAGUUUUGGUGUUAUUGUUUUUGCAGACACGUCUGGAUCCUUAUCUCUCUAAGUGCUGCCUGCUAUUGUCAUCUAGUUGUAGAAAAUUCUUUAUUGUAGACUGGAGCUGGAAAAGAAAAGGAUAAUAUAUGGAGGUAGACGCAGGAAGAGGUAUGGGAUGCCAGAAGAUUAUGGAUGGGAAGGAGGAGAGUAACAGCAUUGGUUUAGACAUGGCUACUCUCCCUUCUUGUUGCUUGAAAGCUAGGGCUUGUGAUGCAGAGCCUGAAGCCACAGCCCAUUCAACAGUUUGUUCUGGAUGGUUCUCUGAACGGCACUCACCCACUGGUGAAGAUGGAAAGGUAUUGUAUUAUAACAAUCCGAUGUGGCCAGGGGAAGUACAUUCUAUCAAAGUUGAGAAGAUUUUAUUCAAGGAAAGAUCAGAAUACCAGGAGGUUCUUGUGUUUGAGUCUUCUUUAUACGGGAAAGUCCUUGUGCUGGAUGGCAUUGUUCAGCUGACUGACAAAGAUGAAUGUGCAUAUCAGGAAAUGAUAGCUCAUCUCCCCCUCUGUUCAAUUAAAUCCCCCAAAAAUGUUCUUGUUGUUGGCGGUGGUGAUGGGGGAGUACUUAGAGAAAUUUCUCGUCAUUGCUCUGUGGAACAUAUUGACAUUUGUGAGAUAGAUAAAAUGGUUAUAGAUGUUAGCAAAAAAUUCUUUCCAGAGUUAGCUAUUGGCUUUGAGGACCCCAGAGUCAAACUACAUGUUGGUGAUGCUGUGGAAUUUUUAAGGCAAACCCCUGAAGGCAAGUAUGAUGCAAUUAUAGUUGAUUCAUCGGACCCUGUUGGUCCUGCCCAGGAACUGGUAGAAAAACCAUUCUUUGAGACAUUAGCCCGAGCAUUAAGACCAGGCGGUGUGCUUUGCAAUAUGGCUGAGAGUAUGUGGCUUCACACACAUUUGAUUCAGGAUAUGCUUUCUAUUUGCCUUCAAACAUUCAAGGGUUCUGUUCACUAUGCAUGGACUAGCGUCCCUACAUAUCCAAGUGGUGUUAUUGGGUUUGUGUUAUGCUCCACCGAAGGGCCGCCUGUUGACUUUUUGAAUCCGAUCAAUCCCAUUGAAAAGCUUGAGGGAGCGCUCCAAUAUCGUCGGGAACUAAGGUUUUACAACUCUGAGGUUCACAAAGCUGCAUUUGCGUUGCCGUCUUUCGUAAAGCGGGAGGUGAGCUGUCUGCGAGAUGUUCGACCUACAAAUGGUGUAAACUCAGUAGUUUGAUUUUUUCCCGACUAUUUAUUUCCAUGAAUAUUUGGAACUUAUUUGUGAAGACUUGAGAACUAUCACACUUGGAGAAUAAGCAUUUCUAGCAUACAUGAUAUGCUGCAAUUACGCUCUACAUUAAGGAUUUUAUUUAUUUGAAUUAUGUUGGAAGAAAACUAUUGAUG
Molecule: messenger RNA, 1615 nt
Organism: Cuscuta epithymum
Lineage: Eukaryota; Viridiplantae; Streptophyta; Magnoliopsida; Solanales; Convolvulaceae
Source: the annotation of a GenBank genome assembly